Molecule: messenger RNA, 929 nt
Organism: Lycium ferocissimum
Lineage: Eukaryota; Viridiplantae; Streptophyta; Magnoliopsida; Solanales; Solanaceae
Exons: 2
Coding region: 496-843 (115 amino acids)
Source: RefSeq, a predicted model, not a curated record
UAGGACUGAAGGCAAAGGUCAACCUCCUUUCAUUGAGCGAAUUGGUUAUGAACGUGGAGACGAUAAACCAAUUAUCUUCACACAAGCUAUUAAUGGCCUAUUUUGCUAUUGGCUCCAAUCUCGUGGCCUUUCUCUCUGCAACUUGUACACUGGUGAAACAACUCAGCUCCCACUCCCUCGGAUUUGCUUCGGUACCCCACUCGCUCGUUUCCAUUUUGGAUAUGAUCCCUUCAGUGGCUCGUACAAGCUGCUCAUACUUAAUUACAUUGGUACCGAGCUACAUCAUCUUGUUGCAAAGAUUCUCACCAUAGGAGUGGACAUGACUAAUAACUCGUGGGAAGCAGUGGUCAGGGAUGUUGGAGUUCAGACAGAUGAUCCACUAAGUAUUUGUAUUGAUGGAAUCCUGUAUUGGCUUGUCUAUAUAGAGGAGAAAGUUUUUAUAACUGCAUUGUAUCUAAAUGAGUAUAGGUUUUGUUGGAUCAUCCUACCAGAUACAUGUACAUGUCUAUCAACUUUUCAACCAAUCAAAUUGAUAAAGUUCCAAGGGAAGUUUGGCCUUGGGAUGUCUGGAAUAUUCGUCAGCCACUACUGAGCCAUGGAAACAAAGAAAGUUGGAACUAUGGGAACUUGAAGACGGACAAUUCAAUAGGUGGAUUGAACAUUCCAUCACCUUACCAGACGAACUGGUUAGCUGUAAUAGAUAGAGCUGGUGCAGUUUUGGCAAGCUUUCAACAGUAUACAACAGCGACUCGCUUGAAGCUUUACUAUGCAAACCCCCAACUGAUGAGCUUGACUAUGCAAACCCCCAAUGAUGUCGUUAUGCAGCGUUUCAAACGCCUGUGAGCCCAAGGUUAUAUAGGAUGAAAGAUGCACUGGAUUCUGUAAAAGAUGAACAUGGGUGUGAGACACAAGUGAGCCUAUCAUGGUGC